CCAGUAACUUACAGUCACAACUCAACAGAGACAUCAUCGCUCCUCUUUGGACAGACAUGGACAACACUGUCAAUGGAACAAUCUCCUAUCGUCAGGUCACCAGUGGUGGACUCUUACUAGCAGCUUCAAACAGCAUAAACCAGUAUUUUCCCAAUCUGAACUUCACUGCCUCAUGGCUGUUCAUUGCCACUUGGGAUAAAGUACCCUACUAUAACAACUUACAAUCGAGUUCAUCUUUUCAAGUUGUUUUGGUCUCUGGUGGUCCUCUGUCUUUUGUCAUGAUGAACUACGGAAAUAUCUCCUCUACGAAUCAACCGUUUCAGGCUGGCUAUGGCACUGUAAACUCAACAAAUUACUUUUCAAUACCUGUGCCUGAUGAAAAUAAGCUCUUCAACUCCACCAAUGUCAAUGUGCCAGGACGCUGGGCAUUUCGUGUUGAUGGUGGACCUAAGGAAGGAAUUUUCUACCCAUAUGGAGAUCAGGAUACAAAAAACCCUGCACAGUAUUUUGGAGGUUCUCCACUCAUCCCCCUGGCACAGCCGUUUGUCUACUUUGGGCAAAUUUAUAAUCAACUAUAUGUGAAUAACAAGGGAUAUGUGACUUUUGGUGGGCCAUUUUACCAGUCGUAUCCCAACUCUUUUCCUGCAUACUCUACAAGAGACAUCAUCGCUCCACUUUGGACAAACAUUGACAUUACACAGAGAGGAACUGUCUCUUACCGACAAGUAAAUGAUCCUCGUCUCUUGAAUUGGGCCUCAAAAGACAUAAACCAAUAUUACCCAAACCUGAACUUUUCUGCUUCAUGGGCUUUAAUUGCUACAUGGGAUAGAGUACCAAACUACAUAUAUGGACAAACAUCGACCUUUCAGGUGGUUUUGGUGUCUGGCAAAAACAUGUCAUUUUCACUCAUACAUUAUGGUCAUAUUGCCCCAACAUAUUAUAUGCAGUCUGGCUAUGACACAAGUGACUCCACUGAUUUCUUUUCGAUUCCUGUCUCCGACGUUACAUACCUUUCAUACACAAGCAACGUCAACGUCAUGGGUCGAUGGGUAUUUCGAGUUGACCUUGCAUCAGACAACAGUGGACUGUUCUAUCCAUUUAGGAACAGCCCCAAACUAAACCUUCUACCGUAUUAUGGAUUUUGGAUUGGCUACAUGCAGGCUCCAUUUUCUUACUUUGGGCUCACAUACAGAUAUGUUUAUGUCCACAAAAAUGGAUUUCUUACAUUCAACUGGCCAUCCUUUCCAUUAAAUUCCCCAACUUUUCCUGCAAAUAUAGACAUUGUUGCUCCACUGUGGACAGAUAUUGACUACAGUCAAAUUUACAUUCAACAAUUCAGAGGUGUCCGAGUACUACAGAGAGUUACAAAUAAUAUACGUCAAUAUUUCCCUAACGCAAAUUUCACUGCCAACUCAGUUUUUGUUUGUACUUGGGAUAAAGUUGCUUAUUCCAACACUUCAGCACAGAAUUCCUCUUUUCAGUUACUGCUGAUCUCUGGUUCUGGAUUGACAUUCAUUAUAUUUAAUUAUGGUAGUAUUCCCCAAACUAAAAAUAUUGCUCUGGUGAGAAAGCUUUUACAAGUCUUGUACUUAAAAAAAAAAACAUUUAACGGCAUUUAAAUUUUUAAGAUUAAAUAUACUUGUAGAGAUGUAACAGAACUGUUUUACAGCACUGUUAGAUUUUUAGCUACAGCUCCUAUUAUGCAAAGAUCAACCUGUUCUCUAACCAAUAAGCCUCUAGGUUGUUUGUCCAAUUCCCCUGAAACACGUCCCAUCAGAGCUUAUACUACAAUUGUGCACCUAUUGGUAACAGGACAUUUUCAUAUUUAUGUUUGUUUAUCUGGGUUUUGGUGUACCUCAGUUGGCAGCGCAUUUAGUUAUACAAUGAAAUGCAAUGAUAGGUUUGAUUAAAUAAACUUGCAUUUUGAUAAGCAAUGACAAACAUGCAUCAUAUUAUGAUGAUUUUUAUGCCUGCUGGAUGGCGCUUAACUUUAAAAUGCAAAUAUAGGCGCUUGCACAAACAACCUAUAGGAUUGUUUUUUGUUGAGAGAAAGGCUGCCGUAUAUCUGUAACGAAUAUGCUUGUAAUCAUUGUUUAGGCUGGAUAUGACACUAUUGAUUCUACCAGUUAUUAUACAAUUCCUGUGCCUAACAUCGCUAACCUGGCCUUUUCCACAAACAUUAAUG
Puntigrus tetrazona (Sumatra barb) is the source of this 2185-nucleotide messenger RNA. RefSeq lists its product as uncharacterized. Lineage: Eukaryota; Metazoa; Chordata; Actinopteri; Cypriniformes; Cyprinidae. Gene Ontology annotation, biological process: cell-matrix adhesion. The transcript is spliced from 10 exons. The coding region runs from base 57 to 1619 and encodes 520 amino acids. The record is from RefSeq and is a predicted model, not a curated record.